Molecule: messenger RNA, 2958 nt
Organism: Schistosoma mattheei
Lineage: Eukaryota; Metazoa; Platyhelminthes; Trematoda; Strigeidida; Schistosomatidae
Source: the annotation of a GenBank genome assembly
AUGAUAAUAAGUGUUAAAAGUGGCCGUUGUCGUCCAUGGAAUCACCUGAGAAGCAAACUCCCAGGUCUAGCAAUGCAUUUAAAAACAAGCCUGGGCGAGGUCGAACCGCCUCACACACUCAAGGAAAAAAGUAAUCCCAAAUGUAGUAGAGGAAAAGCUUAUGCUAAGCUUAUUCAAACCAAAUCUCAACGUAGAAUCCCGAAUGGUCGUAUUGCUAGCCGUUCUUCUGCUUUGUACAGGUUAAAAUGCAGAACUUCACAGGCUGUGUAUGUCAAUAAACGACCAUAUAGGCGUCGUAUUCCAAAUGUCAAUUCUCAGGCAAAUACUUCACCACAAACUAACUCUGAGUUUGGUAUCAUUCCUAAUGAUGAAAACCCAGUUGAGCAGGUUCAAUCGCUAUUUGAUGCCAAAUCCAUCCGUAAGCAGUCGUCUGGUUCACGUCGAAGCAUAAACAGAAUUGUAGAACGUCUAAUUGAAGGACGAAAAGAUUUCAGACAGAAUGAUGAAUCGAAGGAUUCCAGUAAGUACUCAGAAUCCAUUUCAUCUUCCUCUUCAACGACUUCUGGUGAAUUGCCUCAAGAAUUAGAACUCGUUUUUGAAGGCUUUUACGAUAGUGAAAAAGAAGUGGAUUGGGUCACCGUGGACGCUUCUGUUAAUGUUCAUUUACGCUUUGGAUGGGCAUGGCGCCGUAAAAUAUGCCCAGAUGAUACAAUUUUAAAUAUAACGCCAAAUCCAAUUCGAAUAACUUGUUACAGUCAUUCAACUGGCUACACUUCCCUAGUUAACUCACCACCUACUUCUAAUAAUGAUAAUAAUAAUACUGCUACUACAAAUACGACCCAUACCGCUUGUCGUUUCUCUUUAACCGAUCUAAUUAAUCAAGUUAAAUGGAAUACAUCUAGUGGUCGUUUAACAUCUGCUCAAUUGGAGUUACAUGUUUCCGCCACUGAACGACGUUGGUUAAAACGUCCCGAUUUAAGUCAUGGAGCAGUUAGUUUGAAUGGAAUUACUCCAAACAUUUCAAACAACUUAACAAAUCAUAUUGUUAAUCAUAUAAACCAUAGCAAUAAUAGUAAUAAUAACCUAUCCCAAAAUUCCCAUGUAACAUUUAUCAAUGGUAAUCCAUUGCGUAAAGGUGGUUUAAGUUCAAAUUCCUAUCCAGUUCAAUAUGCUACAGCUCCAUUACCUUUGAUCGUAUCUUCAAUUGGUUUCGAUAGUACCAGUACCGGUCGUCAACUGCUUCUGACUCCUGGUUUAUAUGAAUUACGCCUUGGUGUAGACACGUCCGACGGCAAUGGUAGUAGUGGUGGCAUGAUGAAUAAAGUUGUGCCAUUAAAAUGUUUAGAUGACAAUGUAAGUGAAAAGUCAUAUGUUUCGGCUAACAACGACCAAGCAAGUGACACGUACUCUAGUCAAGUUGAAUGGAGGCGCAUUCGGUUUCCUAAUUCUUCCACGGCACUAGACGAGUAUUCUCGAUGGCCUCGUCUUCGGUUUUCUGUCAUAUGGCAUAAUAAAUUGGAAAAUAAUCAGAUCAUUUCACCUUGUAGAUCGAUGGAAGCUCGAAGACAAGAUAAUACCCAUGUACAUAUGGAGGGUCGAUCCUCUCUUACACGUUCCAUGACAAGUUCUCAUAAUCGAGAUGUAAUCAAGUCUCAAAAUCAGUCUGCCACACCGCAUAAACAAAUAGUUUUGAAGGAGUCUUGCGAUUCUUCUGUAUUCAAAGAUUCAACCGGUUUAGAUAAAUGUCUCUCUAAUCGUGUACAACAAAGUCUCUCUGCUCAUUUUGAACCAGACGUUGAUAAGCCCACGUCUACGAAGACGCCACACUUAAUUCAUCCAAUCACAUACGGUUUUGUAUUCGGGGGUAAUUUACAACAAUGGUCUCAGUCCACUGAUCUUGUUUGUCCAUGGUGCCACUUAGAUUGUGCUCGUGCUGGUGAUAAAGGUCCUGAAGCCUUGAUUCUUCAUCUUCGAACUUGUCAUCCAAGAUUUCGUCUCAAGGUUAUGUGGGAUCCAUCACAUACGCAGUUAAGCCUACAAGUUUCAUUAAAUGAAGCAUAUGACGGUUCAAAUGAUUGUGGUAUACGUAGAUGGUGUCCGAGCGGUCGAAAUAAUUUCGUUUUACGACAUCAUGUCAUUCCAUCAUCUGGUCAGUUAGUCGGUAGUUGUGCUGCCCUAGGUAUAAAUAGUAAUGCCAAACAGUCAGGUAAUCAAGGUCGUCAUUCUAUUUCUCCAACUCUGAUUGAUGCCACUGUUCGAAUUCGUUGUCCUGUUCGACGGUUGCCGUACACACAUUUGAUAUUUUGGCGUGGUGCUGAAUUAUCAACUGAUCAGUUACUUGAUCCUACAUUAUCGGUACGACCUAUGGUCACUGGACAUAAUCGUAUUUAUUAUCAUACACGUACAUCCCAGCCUGUUCGUGCUUGUGAAUUUGAUGUGGACUCUGAAGCGGAAGAUGCUCCAGUCUGGCUUCGUCAACAUUAUCAACGUAAAGUGGAGGAGUUCACCGAUGUGAAUCCGGGUGAAAAACAAAUUAUGCAAUUGUGGAAUGCUUUACUACUAUCAAUUCGUCCAUCCGGUUUAGUAGUUUGUGACAGUCAAGUAUUAACAUUAGUCUGUCAAUUUAUACAUCAGCAUAGUCGAUGGAUUCAUAGACGACGUCUACGUACUAAUCUAUUGUUACAUUUAGUGAAUCUUGUUGAUUAUGGCUUAUUAUCAUCUAGUCAAUUGCGUCAAUUAAUGUUAAUUCAUGAUAAACAUGUACAAGAAUUAAAUCCAAUCAACAAUACAUCAGUGAUUAAUAAUCACAUAAUUAAUACACAACCAUUAUCAUCUCCAUCAAACGCUUCAGCAACAUCUUUCUUACCCGACUCUAAAUUAGUUAAUCAUCAUAUUAAUAAGUCACAACCAAUUAUUCCACGUCUUCUUCAGAUGUUCUCUUCAACAUCUAAUUCAUAG